Molecule: messenger RNA, 2370 nt
Organism: Saccostrea cuccullata (small rock oyster)
Lineage: Eukaryota; Metazoa; Mollusca; Bivalvia; Ostreida; Ostreidae
Product: SKI family transcriptional corepressor 1 homolog-B-like
Exons: 7
Coding region: 187-2046 (619 amino acids)
Biological process (GO): negative regulation of transcription by RNA polymerase II; negative regulation of BMP signaling pathway
Cellular component (GO): transcription regulator complex; nucleus
Molecular function (GO): RNA polymerase II cis-regulatory region sequence-specific DNA binding; SMAD binding; DNA-binding transcription factor activity, RNA polymerase II-specific
Source: RefSeq, a predicted model, not a curated record
UGUCUCUUUAUUGAUUUCACUCUGAAGGAGUCAUAUAAAUGUUCUCACUUUUGUCAAUUGCCGUGACUUCUAAAUAAGUGUAAGGUGUCGACCUACAAUAACUGUGUCAGUAUUCCUAGACUUUUAGGAAUAUCUUAUCUGGAAAUGAGUAAUACUCUUUGGGAAGUAAUAUUUUAAAGAAGUAAAAUGUUGAACGAUAAUAGUAAAUCUUUUGUUGAAUCCUCACCCUUGAUCACCGAUGUUCCAAAAGAUCUAACAACAUCAAGUCCAUUAGAAUCAAGUAAACCAUCCUCUUCAGAGAGACAGCCGACCUACGCCACGUCCGGAUCGUAUGUUGCAAGACCAAAUCAGGUGUCGACUGUACUUCUACACGGAGUACCCAUUGUUAGCCUGUACAUUGACGGGAAAGAGAGGCUGUGUCUGGCCCAGAUCUCUAACACUCUGCUGAAACAGUACAGCUACAACGAAAUCCACAACAGAAGGGUCGCCCUCGGUAUAACGUGUGUCCAAUGUACACCGGUACAACUGGAAAUAUUGAGGCGGGCUGGUGCAAUGCCAAUUUCUUCCCGCCGUUGUGGAAUGAUCACCAUGCGAGAGGCUGAGAGAUUGGUCAAAUCUUUCCUAGAAGAAAAUCUCCCCCCGAAGCUCCCCGAAAACUUUUCUUUUCAUGUAAAACAUGAAUGUGGAUGGGGAUGCGAGGGCUUCUUCGAACCUUCUCGUUAUAAUAGUUCCAGGGCAAAAUGCAUUAAAUGCAAAAUUUGCAAUAUGUAUUUUUCUCCCAAUAAAUUUAUAUUUCAUUUUCAUCGCACACAAGAAGCAAAGUAUAGCCAUCCAGAUGCAGCUAAUUUCAAUUCUUGGAGGAGGCAUUUGAAGCUUUAUAGUACGUCUGAUGAAGGGAUAGUCCAUGCAUGGGAAGAUGUAAAGGCCAUGUUUAAUGGCGGCAGUAGGAAAAGAAUUCUCUCUACCGAGUCUAGCCCAACGUACAAUGCGCGCGGAGACGACCAACACAAAAAACCAAAGCUGUCGUCUGUUGACUUAGACAUCCAAAAGGAAGUUUUUCAGUCCCCGUAUCCACCCUUCAGCCUCCUACCCCAACAGAGGAAAUCAUUUCAAUUUUCACCAGUUAACCAGUCGCCACCCACCACGUUUGCUCUGCCAUUUGGUAAGGAAUGUAUGACUGAUGUAAAUAAGGCCUCCCCAAUUCGCCCGCCGACGUGGCCUGGACUUCACGGCAUGUUUCCUACCUACAACCUUUUAUGGAACAACCCUUUUGUGCAGAGUUUUCGAAAUGAUUUUCGUGAGUCGAUGAUGACUUUCAAAGGUAACAUAAGUAGAAGGAAAGAAGAAAAUUACAACGACGAUGAGUCGUCUUCGUCGGCCGGAAACAGUCCUCGUUACGAUGACUCGAAUGAAAGAUUCUCAGCUUUCCGACUUGUUAAUCAGAACACACGAAAAGAUUCUGUAAACUCACCGAGAACUGAUUCAAAUGACUCGGAGGAUGAAAGUGAAGAAAUAAAUAUUACCGACUUCGUAAAUGGCGAGUCUAAUGAAGAAGAAAGGGAUCUUCACAGCAAGCUCGAGGACAAGGUUAAAGAAGAUACCCAUGAAAAGAAAGUUUUGAACAAAAUUAUCACCGAUGGAGAGGAUCUCUCUAAGACGGAUACAGAAAUGAAACGGGUGGACAACAAUAAAGAAAUCUCAAAUGUUGGUAUAAUCAACGUUGAUCCUAUUCUGCCAUCUUGUAAUAGAGAAUCGCCACCCCUGCCAGUGUCUGCGAUGGAAAUGACUAAAGAGGAAAUACAAAGAGAAGUACAAGCUGAAAUGGAAAUCAGGAAACAAAUGGAAAAGGAAAUCCAAGCCCUCAAAGAGGCUUUGACAAAUGAACUGGAACAAGAAAGACAAGUUAGAUUUUCCUUGCAACAAAAAUUAAAAGAAGCCCAUGAUGCUCUGCAUAAUUUCUCUUGCAAAAUGCUGGCAUCCAGAAAAUGUGACGAGUGUGAAUUCAAGGACAAUGACAAUCCAGUAGAAUCUAAGAAGGACUCUUAGAUUUUCCUAUCUUGUCGUCCCAGUGUACAAUAUCUGAAAUCCUUAAUCACUUUAAUGUAUAUUAAAUUGAUUUAUCAAUAAAUCGUCAUAUAUCCACAUUGACUUUAUAGCAUGUAUGUAUCUAUAUGCUGUGAUCAAAUAACUUCAGAGUAAAUUCAGUCUGAUAUUUAUAAAUAGGACUCCUUUUUGUUAGUUUUUUUUUCAGAAAGUUAAGAUAAAAUAUCAAAUUAAAUAGUUCAUUGCUUUAAACUUGUUAAUUCAUCUUUUGCGAAUCAUUCUUGUCAGGUAUUUUGAAGUUUGCCUCUAUGUAUGUUGUGGAUGUUA